AUGAAUGACCCAGCCUGCAAGGGAACCGUGGAUAGAAAUGUGACUCCACCGGUCUUGAGGUUUGAAUUACCCCUCAAUACGACCAAUUCUUGUGGCAGCCUCUUCAGGACAACCAGCGCUCCAGGCACAGGGAUAUUUUCUGACUUCUCCAACAUCCAGACAGUCAACAUCAGCGGGGUGGUCCGAUCAUAUGAUCCCACCACAGGGACAGUCACUUACAACACUGAGUUGAAGUAUUAUUACUCCUGUGCCUAUCCCCUAGAGUACCUGAUCAACAACACCCUAAUUGAUGUGUCAGCAUCCUCCAUUGCAGUGAAGGACAACAAUGGUAGUUUCAUCAGCACUUUGAGACUUGAACUCUUCAGUGAUGUCAACUACACUACUCCCAUGGUCAUUCCGAAACUGGGUCUUGAGCUGAGAACCAAAGUCUAUGCGCAAGUCAAGGCCACCAACCUGACCUCCCAGUACAAUGUGCUCCUGGACCGAUGCUACGCCUCCAUUUCUCCUCUACCCACUAACUCCACUUUCUUCAACCUGUUUGUCCCUUGCAACAAGGAGCAGAUGACCACCAUGCAUGAGAACGGGAAUAGUCAUAAUGCCCGCUUCUCCUUCCCAGCCUUCCGCUUCAUCGAGCAGCAGAAUGAGACCGUUUCCACCUACUUCCUCCACUGCAUCACCCGUCUCUGUGAGAAGAGCACCUGCAGUACCUUCAUGCAAUGUAACAAGAGGAGGAGAAGGAGUGCUGUUCCUGCUACCGAAGUUGGAGUGACAGAGUACAAAACCCUCACCUCCCCUCCCAUUACCACUAAAGCAGAGAGCAUUGUAGCUUCAAAAGAACAACUCAUGGGCAGCAACAACUCUAACUCCACUUCAGGUCUUGCGGUGACAGUGGGCUUCCUGGCCUUCGCCUGCAUCAUCGCCAUUGUGAUAGCAGCGGUCUUCUACAAGAGGCUCAACCAUUAA
Oncorhynchus mykiss (rainbow trout) is the source of this 963-nucleotide messenger RNA. The record is from RefSeq and is a predicted model, not a curated record. Lineage: Eukaryota; Metazoa; Chordata; Actinopteri; Salmoniformes; Salmonidae.